Pyrenophora tritici-repentis Pt-1C-BFP is the source of this 402-nucleotide messenger RNA. Lineage: Eukaryota; Fungi; Ascomycota; Dothideomycetes; Pleosporales; Pleosporaceae. The record is from RefSeq and is a predicted model, not a curated record.
AUGUAUGGAGGCGGGCCGGUGCUCAAUCUGGAGUCUACAACCGGUGCAGCUCUUGGCGGUAGGGCGGGACAAAGGAAGAGAGCAACUGCAGGAGAAAACAGACAGCAUGGUUGCACAGAAGACAAUAUCGUCCACGGCAGGCUGGUCACUGACACGCCCACAUAUCGGUGUGUCGGUGGGCCAGACCCUCCAUGGUUGCUUUCUCCCGUCGUUUCGUCGACAAGCGAUGGCCCCACAUUUGCCCGAUGCUGGUGGCGCGUCAAGCUGGGCUUGCCGACCUUGAAUCCGAGGAAAAAUGAGUGCAAAGCGGGUGUCAAAGACGUCAAGCAAGUAAAAACCAUGUGCAAAAAGUACAUGUUGCGUAUGCAGCCCAUCUACUUUGCAUAUAUGCGGACAGGCUGA